Messenger RNA from Sphaerodactylus townsendi, 1137 nucleotides. RefSeq names its product splicing factor, proline- and glutamine-rich-like. Lineage: Eukaryota; Metazoa; Chordata; Lepidosauria; Squamata; Sphaerodactylidae. The record is from RefSeq and is a predicted model, not a curated record. The coding region runs from base 1 to 1137 and encodes 378 amino acids. The transcript is spliced from 3 exons.
AUGAUGCCCCGCAUCAAGGCGGCGGCGCGGCGCGAGGGCCAUAUCCUGCCAUCCUGCCUGCCUGCCUGGCAGGUGGAGCCGCACAGGGCGGCCGCGGGAGGACCGAACCGGCCCCCCAGGCAGGGACCCCGCAUCCCGGCAUCGCCCACCGGUCGGGCAGCGGGCCUUCGGGGCACAGGGCCAAAGGGGUCUCCUCUGGCGCGGCCGGGGGGGGGUGGCGCAUCCUGGGCGCAAAUCAAGCGCCGCCGCGACCCCGACAUUGGGCCGCCGGAAGACCCGGCUUCUGCCCCUCCCCUCCCCCCGCACGAAGACCCCGGCCGCCCCCCUCCGCCCAGAGCCAGUCAAGCGCCCCGCCCCCGCCCCCGCCCCCCGUGUUGGACUAUAGAUGGUGUGAGACGGCAAGAAGGGGCUGGCGACGGGGGGGGCGGGGAGUCCGGGGGAAGGGAGGGGGCAGCUCGGCCGGUGAUCCUCGGUCAGUCCCCUCCCACUGCCGGGGCUCCCCGGAGGUCCAAUGCAGGGAGCCGGUGCGGUCCCCCGGGGAAAGGCAGGAGGGCCUCUGAUGACGGCGGCUCUCAGAGGCAGUCGAGCGGGGAGCGGGGAGGAGAAGCCCCCUCCCCGGGGAUCCCGGCCUCCGUCAGCCAAGGCGGGGAGAAGAGGGGCCGGUCCCUCCUUUCAUCCCGAAGCCUCCGGGCCCCCAAACCUCGGGGCGCCCCGCGCUCGUCCCCGCCCGGCGGCCCCUUUGGAGGAGUCACCCGCCCGCCCCCCCCCUCCUCUCGUUCAUCGCUCCAGGCAAAAGAAAUGCAUGUUAAUUGGCCAUCUGUACAAAGACUAAUUAAAAUCUACCCUGCUGGGGAUGAACAGCUACCGCGAGCGAGCGCCUCAAUGGCCGGGGGGCCCGCGGAGAGGAGCCCGCCCCCAAAGCCGCGCCCGCCGCCGGUCCCCAGCACCCGGCAAGGCGCAGCCUCCACGGACCGGCGGACGGACGGACGGACGGACGGGGCCCCGGGAAAGGCGCCCUUCCUGGCCCGAGAGGCCUCGGCGGCCCCGCGGGGAGGGGGGCGCCUCCCUCCUCUCGUCCUUUUAUUUAGCGCUGGGUUUUCGGCUGCACCAGAGGAAGAAGGGGGGGGCGCUCUUUAG